AUCAGUCGCGAUAAGUCAACCAUCGAAGCAAGUCGUUCGUUAAUUGUCGCUCCGUAUCUACGUUUUGCUAUCGCCUUUUGUAUAAUGCCGGCGUCGUCUUCGGGCGGCGACGACAAUCGUCCGCACGCUCUUAACAAUUCAGUCGGUAAAAUAAAAAAAGCAUCAAAUGCUUCCAGACCACACAACACGGAUCAGGAAUGGACCACCAAGACAAGUAAAAAAGCAUCUCAAUCUAAGAAGGUAUCAACUCCAACUAGCCCUAUAUCUCCCACUCUACAGCAGAUUAAAAAUAAUCCACCAGUAUUAAAUAUGCCCAACAAUACAUUCGAUUACGACGUUUCGUUAUCUCAUUCUACUAAUGACACGGCCUCUAAUAAUAUGAAUAUAGAUAUAGAUUUAUCGCAUUCUACAACCGAUCACGCUAAUGUUCCCGUUUCCGCAAAUACAACAUACACCGCUGAUAUUUCAAACACUAAUAUAAAUUACGAUUCCAACGAUAUACAGUCCUUACGUAAUUCCGAACAACUUAAUAAAUUUUUCUCCGCGGAUUAUAACGGUCCGUUCACUACCAUUGCGGAACAUUCAGAUAUCAACCUAAAAAUUGAUCACUGGCACCCGUUAAAAUAUGCAAAAAUUUUUUCCACCAAUUUCAUUGGCAUCAACAACAUCAAACCAAUUGGUCAUAAAAAAAUCAAAAUCACCUUCAAUACUAAAGUUUCAGCCAACAACUUUCUCACCUCCCCUCUACUCGCAAACAUUGGAUUUACAGCAUAUAUUCCAUCUACGCUUAUCUACUCUUUCGGAAUUAUCAGAGUCGAUAGUUCCCUAACCGAAGAAGAUUUCUGGGAAGGACUUGAUAACACAGUCCGCGCUAUUGCCUUCAAACGCAUUUCAAUCAAAAAGAAUAAUGUCCUAACGCCUACUCGUGUUGUGGAAAUAAAAUUUUUAUCCCCCAAAAUCCCAGAUGCCGUAUCAAUUUACAACGUCAUUUUCAAAAUUUCUCCUAGCGUCCGUUCUCCCAUACAGUGCAAUAACUGUUUGCGAUUUGGCCACACGGCUAAAUUCUGUCGCAGUAAAUCCAAAUGCAGCCACUGUGGCUUAAAUGACCAUUCAUUAACUACUUGCCCUUCAAUCAACGCAACAGAUCCAGUUUGCAUCUUCUGUAAACUCCCCCACCUCUCCACUGACCGGAAUUGCCAAGAGUGGUCAUUCCAAAGGGAUGUUAAGAAAAUUAUGGCUACGGAAAACUUACCCUUCCGCGAAGCAGUCUCUCUCAAGAAAAAUAAUUACUCCUCAAGUGCAUUUAGCUAUUCAAAUAUUGUUAAUAAACAGUCUGUGUUAAAUCCUUCUCAUCAAGUUCCGGAUACCUCCACUAACUCUUUCCCCCCGUUAACCUCUCAAUCACAUUACCACCAUACACCUCAUAGGAAGUAUAACAAUCAUUCUUCUCACUCUAAACAAAAACAAUUUCACGUUCCCAACCAAUCUAAUUUUUCCCUACCAAAUGGGCACUUCAUAGAUUAUGCUAGUAAAAAUCGGUCCCAGGAUCCCAAACCUCCUCAAUUUGACCUAACCUGGGUCAAUGCCUUCUGCAUCAAACUCUCCGAAUCCUUAUCCAACUCCCCUAGCCUCUCUCCCUUAUCUCCCUCUUCCCUUCAAAACUUAAUUGAAUCAUCCCUUAUGUCUUGUCUCUCGAUUCCAAAAAUCUCCGUUAUUUCUUCUAAUGGUCAAUAUUCUACAAUGGAAUGUUCGUAGUCUUCCUGCAAGACUACCUUCUAUCCAACACCUCGUAUCUUCCUAUAAUUGUUCCAUAAUACUUAUUUCUGAGACUUGGUUACUUCCAUCCCGUAAUUGCUUUAUUCCUAAUUUUAAUUUAU
Molecule: messenger RNA, 1877 nt
Organism: Rhopalosiphum padi (bird cherry-oat aphid)
Lineage: Eukaryota; Metazoa; Arthropoda; Insecta; Hemiptera; Aphididae
Exons: 1
Coding region: 85-1755 (556 amino acids)
Molecular function (GO): nucleic acid binding; zinc ion binding
Source: RefSeq, a predicted model, not a curated record